This is a messenger RNA of Antrostomus carolinensis (chuck-will's-widow), 3894 nucleotides long. Its product is annotated as UPF0606 protein KIAA1549-like. The annotation marks the transcript as partial. Lineage: Eukaryota; Metazoa; Chordata; Aves; Caprimulgiformes; Caprimulgidae. The transcript has 9 exons. The record is from RefSeq and is a predicted model, not a curated record.
UCCUCGGAGCAGCAAAAUUUUUCCUUUUUCUCAAUGGACUCAAAGGUGCACCAAAGCAUAUCAGGCAGCAGGACACAAAUUACCUUAGCAAAAAAUACUUUGGAGUCCCAAGAAAGUAAUUUUCUUCAAACGGUUUUCUCAUCAGUUACUGCUCCUUUUGAUGUGACUUUAUUUAACCAAGAAGAAAUGGUCAGGAUUUCAGAAGGGAGAAGUACGCCGUUGGUAGAUGUCUCCGUAACAAGCAAUGAAGCAUUCUUAAGCAACGAUGAAUUUGUUAGCCCAUUUCCAAAGGCACAGUGGACUCCUCCACUGAAGUCUUUUGCAGUUUUAACAGACCAUCACUUAGUUAAUACAGUAGAGCCACCAAGAGAAACAUUAGAAACUGUGUUGCUAACACCUUCGUUAUCUGUCUUUUUUUCACCAUAUAUCUCAAAAGCAGCACAGGGAAAGACUCCGUUGAGUGCUGUCCCUGAACACAGUAACACUCUUCCAGAACUGAAGCCUUUUUUACCAGAUAGUGAAAUGCUAACUGCAAGCAGAAACUUGCUAUUGUACCCUCCAAAUACAGCUAUUUAUUUCUCUUCCAUUCCUUCAGAGGCAGGAGUUGCAGGGUGGGAAAACAUAAAAGCAGAUUUAACAGCUCUGCCUUUUGGGGCUGCUUCAGAAGGGUCGCCUUUUCGUCUCAAGUUGCUGUAUAAAACUAGCCCUGUGACCCCAGACGCCACAGCACAGAGUGCAAACCUGUAUGGUGACAUUUACGCCGAUGCAAGUAGCAGGGCAGCAGAAACUCUCAGUCUAAGGACCUACCCCACUCCGAGCAUUCCCUGGGUCAUGCCAGCUUCAGCAGCCACUGCUGCACCCUAAAAUGCUGAACCUCCUUUGUUUUUUAUUAGUCUUCCACUUGCAUCUUUCCCACUUCACUCAACUACCAUUUCCACAGACUCUCAUACAGUUCUUAACGCCAGUCUGUUUACACGUGAAUUCUCCAGUAUAACACCAAAUUUGCCUGCCAGUUCAGAAAUACCAAGUCAAUCAGAGCUUGUUAGUAAGCUCAUGAGUCCAGUGCCUUUAACGAGAUCAUACAGUUCUUGUCUGUAUUGUGACUCAGUUUCGCUUCUGCCAGAAGCAGGCUUUUCCCCAGAACAUGAUGUGGGCUCAGGCGAUUAUGUUGAAACUUUGUCCAUCAAAGCCUCUGAAGUACAAGGCAUAACUCCAUUUACAACUGUAAUUACUGAUGAGUACGAAUUAGAGGAGCCUGCACCUGAGAUCUUUGAUACUUCUUUUCCAUCAAGACCAGUAGUUUCAUUUUCUUCAAGAUUCGCAGAAAUGCCCAGUUCAGGCAUGUUUUUAUUAAGCACUAUGGACACUGCCCUUAACAACAGUACACCUGUAACAAUUUCUCCUUCUUACCAUCAGCUCUCUGGAGUAACAUCACUGAACACCUCUGCUGCCCAGUUUUCCCUCCCUGUUCUGGAAACAGUGUCAUUGACACCAAGCACUCUUGUAGAACUUCCUCAUGCCACCACUGUUCUGUUUGACUCUACGUUUGUCCUGAGUGAGCCAAUAGCAUCAUUUGCAGUCAGUCAUACGACUUUGCUGGAGUUGCCAGAGUUAAUGCCAUCAGAAUCUGUGGUUUUGCUUGGUAAGACAUCUACGAGGGAAGAACCGUCUUUAAAUGUUUCAGAUUUUUCUUCCAGUCUUUUAUCAACACCAUUUCUUAUUGAACCUAGCUACUUGUCUUUAUCAUCGGCCAUCCUAAAUUCUUACUCUGUCAUGGGAAGUGAUUUAUCAACACUCUUACCUCAGACCUCAUUAACUGGGACAUCAGUACUUUCUGAGGAUGUUACCAGCUGGGACUUAGUUACCGCUGUCAGCUCUGCCACUGACUCUGAGCUUUCUCAGUUCCCUCUCAACCAAGCAUCAUACUUUUAUUUGAAUGCAUCCUUUGUUCCAGGUACACAUGUUCCUGAAAUAACGCCAUCAUCAGAUUUUCACUCUGAGUCAUCUGUGUUUCUGGAAGCACCCUCAGUAUUGGCAGUGGGCUCUGAAGUUGUGUUUACCUUAGCUGUUACAGGAGCUACCUCUCAGUUGGAGCCUUCACUCUCCAUCUCUCACUCCGUGGUUCCUACCUUGGUGCUGCCUGCUUCCAACACCCAGUCUGUUACCAGCAGCAUCUUGCUCAGUGAAACAAAUCUGAUCUCUUUUUUUACUACCUUUCCGGCGACUCCUGUCUUAAAUUUAUCUUCAUCUUGGCUCUCAACUGCUCCGGCUUCUGAUGAGGAUAUUGGUGCUACAGUUAACCCCCCGCUGCUUUUAACAUCUCGCAGUGAGAGCAGUGCCCACACAGCCCUUUCUCCUGCAGACCCUGACAACCUGAUGUCACAUGCUGACACCAGCAGCGUGAUGCCCUCUCCUACAGCAUCUCUGUCUGUGACCACAUCGUUUGCUCCCACGCAAUUUCCUCCAGCUUCUAGCCCUCCCACUGGAUAUGAAGUUCCAGCAGGAAGCAGCAUAACUGCUGGUACUGAUGCAUCAGCUGCUCCCACCACUGUUCCCACAACCACUGCCACCAGUGCCACGGGCAGCCGUGGCACAACUACUGCAGGCAGCCUGGGGACAUUCUCUUCCACCCUUCUGGCGACCACUACUCCAGCUGAACCUCUGAUCCUAACUUCUGUUGUGACCACUACUAGGCAACCCUACGUCUGUGACAUCACAGUUCCCGAUGCUUACUUGGUCACUGCAGUGCUGGCCCGAAGAGCUGUUCUACAAAAUGUCAGUGAAUCCAUCAGAGAAGUGCUCAGAGUUCAGUUCAGGCGAUCUGUAGAGCUAGAGGUUUACAAAAUUUCCCCCAAAUUUGCUUUCUUGGUGACAUCAGGUCCCUUUGUUUACACGGCAGUAGCUGUCAUAAAUGUGCUUAUGAACAGCAGUCUUCUUCGUGGUGAGGCCCCAGUGAUCCUCUCACUGCACCCUUCCUUCACUGUGCCAGAUAACAGGUUCCAAGUUCAGACAGUGCUUCAGUUUGUGCCUCGGAACGUGGAUGUUGGGUUCUGCAACUUUAGCCGGCGCAUUGAGAAAGGACUGACAAUGGCAUUAAAGGAAGUGAGCAAACACCAGGAGUUCUACAACUUCACUGUGCAGAUACUGAAUAUAACUUUGAGCAGGCCUGCAGGAGCAUUUCGGCAAGGCCCUGUGAGCAUUGUUUUUGCUGUCCAAAAUAGACACGGUUUUUUAAAUGGGUCUGAAGUCAGUGAGCAGCUAAGAAACUUGUCCAUGGUGGAAUUCAGUUUCUACCUGGGCUUCCCUGUACAGCAAAUUGCUGAACCCUUUCAUUAUCCUAAGCUUAAUGUGUCUCAGUUGAUGAAAUCUUCCUGGGUGAGAACAGUUCUCUUGGGUGUCAUCGACCAGCGAAUUCAGGAGGAAGUGUUUCAGGCUGAGAUGGAGCGGAAACUAGCUCACCUGUUAAACGAGGCUUUGGCCAGAGGGCGGAUAUGGAGACGAGCCAGUUUUGCAGGCAGCAACAUUGUGCAGAUUGUGAACGUGUCACGGUUAGUUGGUGUUGAUAACCCUGUGGAGCUGAUCUAUUUUGUGGAGGACCAAGAUGGAGAGAGACUUAGUGCUCUGAAGUGCUCAGACCUAAUGAACAGAGUUGAUAUCCAGCGGGCUGCAAUCAUCCUUGGAUACCGCAUUGAAGGCACCGUUGCACAGCCUGUGGAGAAGCUGAAGGAGUCCACCUCAGAGUCACAGAAUAGCAACCUAUGGAUUAUUGUUGGUGUGGCGGUCCCAGUUGCUGUAGUGCUCCUGAUUGUUAUUAUUUUAUACUGGAAACUUUGUCGAACAGACAAACUGGAGUUUCAGCCAGACACGAUGAGCAACAUUCAACAGCGACAGAAG